This is a messenger RNA of Acaromyces ingoldii, 468 nucleotides long. RefSeq names its product ribosomal protein S8. Gene Ontology annotation, molecular function: structural constituent of ribosome. Gene Ontology annotation, biological process: translation. Gene Ontology annotation, cellular component: ribosome. Lineage: Eukaryota; Fungi; Basidiomycota; Exobasidiomycetes; Exobasidiales; Cryptobasidiaceae. The transcript has 2 exons. The record is from RefSeq and is a predicted model, not a curated record. Bases 1 to 468 code for a protein of 155 amino acids.
AUGCCCGUGCACGAUAUCCUGACGAUCCUGCAAAACGGGGCGCGGGCGCGUCUGCGCAGCGUCCCGCUGCCCUACACCUCAUCGUCGCUCGGCCUGACGUCGAUCUUACUCCAGCACGGCUUCAUCCACCGCGCCACGCGGGGCACGCUCGCCUCGCCUGCGGACCCGCGCGCCUUUGCGGCCGCCGCCAGCAGCCCGGCCUCGCGCCGGCUCUGGGUCGACCUCAAGUACUCGACCGACGACCGGCCCGUGCUGGGCCAUGCGCGGAGCGUGAGCAAGCCCAGCCGGCGCAUCUGGCUCGAUGCGCGCGAGCUCCUCCGUCUCGUCACGGGCCGGCGCGCCCAGUUUGUCAGCCCGCUCCAGCUGGGCGAGAUUGCCAUUGAGAAGAGGGGCAUCGAGGAGUGGAUCGAGGCGAGAGAGGCCGUCGGCAGGGGCGUCGGCGGCGAAGUCGUGGCGAGAAUCGGGUAG